This is a messenger RNA of Aegilops tauschii subsp. strangulata, 5604 nucleotides long. Lineage: Eukaryota; Viridiplantae; Streptophyta; Magnoliopsida; Poales; Poaceae. The record is from RefSeq and is a predicted model, not a curated record.
ACGAGAAUUCCCCAAACCCUCCCACUGUUCCUGUUCCUCCUCUCUAUAGGCUCUGUGUUCCCAUCCAUUCUCCCCCGAUUCCCCAUUCCAGCCAGCCAGCUGCCAUCCACCCCCGCCCCCGCCUCCGGCGAGAUCCCCGGCGGCAGAGAUCUCCCCGACGCGGCGGCGCCGCCAUGGCCGCGCAGGCCCCCGAGGGCGAGGGGCCGGCCCCCGCCCGCCCAUCGCGCAUCCGCGUCAUGCGCCCGGAGGUGGAGGAGGUCCUCAAGAGCCCCCGCCGCGGCCGCGCCAAGCUGCACAAGGAGGGCGGCGGCGAGCAGGAGGACGACGCCGGCGCGCGGCCGCGGUACGACUGCCCGUUCCAGGACGAGGAGAAGGAGGGGCAGCAGGGGUUCGCGCCGCCCGACGUGGUGUGGUGCAAGGUGCGGAGCCACCCCUGGUGGCCGGCCCAGGUCUUCGACGCCGCCGACGCCUCCGAGCUCGCGCUCCGGCACGCCAGGCCCGGCGCGCCCCUCGUCGCCUACUUCUGGGACCGGACCUUCGCCUGGAUGGACCCCUCCGUGCUGCGCCCCUUCCGCGCCCACUUCCCCCGCCUCGCCGCCCAGAGCACCGUCUCCAGCUACGUCGCCGCCGUCGACGCCGCGCUGCAGGAGGUCACCCGCCGCAUCGAGGCCGGCCUCUCCUGCUCCUGCUCCCCGCCCACCGUCGCCAGGAAGCAGCAGAUUCAGAACACCGGGAUCAGGGAGGGGGCGUACGGCGCCGUGGUGGACGAGGUGUACAUGAGGGACUCGUUCCGUGCCAAGCCGUUCGUCGACUACAUUUCAGCGCUGGGGAGAAGCCCGCUGGCCGGCGCCGAUCGUCUCGACCUUGCCACCGCCAUGGCGCAGCUCAGGUCUUUCAACCGGUUGAGGUGUCCAAUGGAGCUCCCUGAGUUUGUCAUCUACCAGGGGAUUGAGGACGUUGCUGCUGCCGUUGCUCCUGAGGCUGAGGCUGAGGCUGAGGCUGAUGUGGCAGCAACACAACAGACAAAGAGGAAGAGGACGGAGGAGAAGGGCGGCGGGGAUGGCGAUGCUCCGGCCAAGGAGAAGAGAUCGAGGCAUGGUGGUGAGAGCUCAUCGCGCAAGAGAGAUGCUCCUGCAAAGGAACCAGAAGUGGCCAUUGAUGUUGAGGACAGCCCUCCUAUGCCCAGGGACAGGAUCAUGGACACCUCCGAAGAUGCAGCGGAUAAGGGAGAAGCUCCUGCAAACAAAGAUGCUGCCAUAGUUGAGGACACCCCUAUGCCCAGUACCAAGCAUAGGAAGUCGAAGAGAGGUAGCAAGACUUCAGCAGAGAAAAAGAAGAAAGACACUUCCAAAGAUACAGCAGAUAAGGGCGAGUCUCAACCAGAGGCAGAGCCUGCCAAAGAAGAUGAUGUGAAUGGGGACAGCUCUAUGCCGAGUGUGGAGGUGACGGAUGAUACAUUGAGCAAGCAAAGGAAGUCGAAGAGAGUUAGCAAGAGUGCAGCAGAGAGCAAGAAGAAAGACACCUCCAAAGACACGGCAGAUAAGGGCGAGUCUCUACCAGAGGCAGAGCCUGCAAAAGAAGAUGAUGUGGAUGAGGACAGCUCUAUGCCCAGCAGCGGGGCGGCAGAUGAUACAUCGAGCAAGGGAAGGAAGUCAAGGAGAGCUACUAGGAGUUCAGCAAAGACGAAGAAGAACGACACCUCCAAGGACACAGACAAGACAGACUCUGUAACUGAGCCUGCAAAGGAAGUGACUGAGAACGAGGACAGCUCUAUGCCCAGUGCAGAGGCGACAGAUGAUACAGUGAGCAAGGGAAGAAAGUCGAAGAAAAGUAAGGGUUCGGCAAAGACGAAGAAGAGAGAUGCAGAUAAGAAUGAGUCUGUACCAGAGCCUGCAAAAGAUGUUGCCGAGAAUGAGGACAGCUCUAUGCCCAGUGCAGAGGCGAUAGAUGGUGCAUUGAGCAAGGAAACGAAUUCCAAGAGCAGUACGAGGUCGGCAAAGAAGAAGAAGAAGAAAGACGCAGGUAAAAAAGAGUCUCUACCAGAUCCUGCAAAGGAAGGUGCUGAGAAUAAGGACAGCUCUAUGCCCAGUGGAGGGGCGACAGAUGGUGCAUUGAGCAAGGAAACGAAUUCCAAGAUCAGUACGAGGUCGGCAAAGAAGAAGAAGAAAGAGUCUCUGCCAGAGCCUGCAAAGGAAAAGGCCACUGGUACUGGCAGUUCAACGCCGAGUAGAGUGGCGGCAGAUGAUACACCGAGCAAGAAAAGGAAGUCCAGUAAGAAGAGUUCAGCCAGUAACAGGAUCAUAGACACCUCCAUGGAUGCUGUGGAUGGCAUGUUGAGUGAGAGAAAAUCAGGGCGUAGGCUAAGGUCCAGCCACAAGAUUGUAGAGGCUUUGGAGGUUAUGAAAUGGCCGAGGAAGAAGGAUGCUGGUGAAACCACAAAGGUAAAAGAUAAAGAUGCUGCUUUGCCCAAGGAGAACAAUCUAGGGCGUAGAGCGGGUUCUGCACGCCACAAGGAUAAAACCACAAUCACAAAGGAUGGGGAUGGACUUAGAGUUUCUCCUCUCAAGAAAAGGUUGCACCUUGAUGUACACUCAGCAACAGAGAAUGCACCCUUUGCAGUCUCAGAGCUUGGCAGGAAGAAGAAGACGCUUAUUGAACUUCUGGCAGAGACAGCUACCCCUAACCCUUCAGCAGGUGGUAAGAGCAAGGCUCGAGCGGAGCGUCCCUUGCCUUCUUCAAUCCUGAAACCUGAGGCUACACCGAACACCAGAGGGAAGCGUUCUUUGCCUGCUUCUACUGAGACACCUGAGGAUCCAGGCCGCGAUAAGGAUACAAUGAACACCAGAGAGAAGCGUUCUGUGGCCUCAUCAACCGAGAAACCUGAGCGUGAUACGAGAAGUACAGUGAAGACUAGAGGAAAAAGUUCUUUGCCUUCUUCAGCCGAGGAACCUGAGGACCCAGACCGUGAUAAAAAUGAUACAAUGAAGACUAGAGGGAAGCGUUCUUUGCCUGCAUCAGCGGAGAAACGUCAGGAUCCUGACCGCGGCACAAAGGGUACAGCAAAGACUAGGGGUAAACGCUCUCUGCCUGAAUCAACUGAGGAUCCUGACCGUGUUACAAAGGGUUCAUCAAAGACUAAGGGAAAAGGUUCUCUUCCUGAAUCAACUGAGGAACCAGAGGGUCCUGAUGACCGUGAUAUGAAGGAUUCAAUGCACACCAGGAAACGAAAGAAGCUCGACACAUUGGGGGAUUUGUCUUCCCAGCCACAGCCUGUUUCUCCCAAGGGUUCCACGAAAGCUCGAGAAGUGAAGCGCAAAGCUGCUGGGCAGAAGUCACAGGCAUCACCUGUUGUCAAAGCCAAUGGUGGCAUAUCAGGCGAUACGUCUUCCAAGAGGUCCGCAAGGCGCAAAGCUGCUGAACCGAAGCCACAGGAAACCCCUGUUGUCAAAGCUAACGGUGAAGCUUCUCAGACGAGAUCGCGUAGGGCCAAAAACAGUGAAGUGACUGUUCCAGACAAGUCUCCACGCUCUGUUAAGCUGGAUAAGGGCAAGAAAGGUGCCGUGGCAGAAGACUCACCGUCUUGUGGUGAAAUGCUGUCACAGCUGUGUGUCGGAGCAAGUGAUGCUGAGAAGAUGGGGAAGAUCGCCCCUGCAAGCGCUAGCUUCUUGACUGAUUUCCUGAAGAGCGCUCGUGCCUGUACUUCUGAUGUGGAGGAGGCAGCCAACACAGGCUGCCGUGCUUCUAGUCCCGAUGCUGACGAGGAGAUACCUGAGAAGGCAGCAGCAGACAAAGUUUCUAGUCCCAAUGCUGACGAAGAGAUGCCUGAGGAAGCAGCAGCAGACGAAAUUUCUAGUCCUCAUGCUGUCGAGGAGAUACCUGAGAAGGCAACAGACAAUGUUUCUAGUCCUCAUGCUGACUUGGAGGUGCCUGAGGAGGCAGCAGACAAAGUGUCUAGUCCUCAUGCUGACGAUGAGGUGAUACCUGAGGAGGCAGCAGAGAAAGUUUCUAGUCCCAGUGCCGAUGAGGCGAUACCCGAGGAGGCAGCAGAGAAAGUUUCUAGUCCCAAUGCUGAUGAGGUGAUGCCCGAGAAGGCAGCAGAUGAAGUUUCCAGUGUCCCUGCUAAUGAGGCGACACCUGAGAAGGCAGCAGAGAAAGUUUCUAGUCCCAAUGCUGAUGAGGUGAUACCUGAGGAGGCAGCAGAAAAAGCGAUACCUGAGGAGGCAGCAGAUGAAGUUUCACUUGCCCCUGCCGACGAGGAGACACUUUUGAAGGUAAAAGAGGAAGUUUCUAGUCCCCUUGCUGACGAGGAGACACUUGAGAAGGCAACAACAGAGAAUGUUUCUAGUGCCACUGCCGACGAGGAGACACUUGAGACGGCAGCAGCAGAGAAAGUUUCUAGUGCUCCUGCCGACGAGGAGACACCUGAGACGGCAGCAACAGAGAAAGUUUCUAAUGCCCCUGCCGGUGAGGAGACACUUGAGAAGGUAAAAGAGGAAGUUUCUAGCCCGCAUGCUGAUGAGGCGAUACCUGAGAAGGCGGCAGAGAAAGUGUCUAGUCCCCAUGCUGAUGAGGCGACACCUGAGAAGGCAGCAGAUGAGGUUUCUAGCCCCCCUGCCGAUGUGGAGACACCUGAGAAGGCAACAGAGAAAGUUUGUUGCCCCCCUGCCGACGAGGAGAUAGCUGAGAAGCCAUCAGACAAAGUGUCUAGUCCUCAUGCUGAAGCAGAGAUGUCUGAGAAGGCAGCAAAGAGCUCACCUGCUCCAUCAGAGCCGCCGGUGGUGUGUGAUGAUAUGAAGGACAAUUACUGGUCUGACAUUCUCAUAAACGUGGAGGAACCGCUGUCUAGUCUGGCAAAGAAGAAGGACAAGGGCAAGAUGAGAUCAAGCAAGAAGCAGCGGCGUGACGACGAGAUGAAGCAAGAUGAGAUGCUGCUGGCAGAGGCAGAGAACGGGAAGGCGAACGGGGCCGAGGAGGACGUGUCGCUGACGGGCCUGGUGCUGCACUUCAGCAAGCCGGGCGCGGUGCCCUCGCGUGGCGACCUCAUCGAGAUCUUCAGCCAGUACGGGCCCGUUAGCGAGGCGAGGACGGAGACAGACGAGCACUCCAGCUCGGCCCAGGUGGUGUUCAGGCGGCGCGCGGACGCAGAGGCGGCGUUCGGCGGUGCGGGCAAGAUCGUCGCCCUCAGGCCCGGCCUCGACAGCUUCCGCCUCACCGACUUCCCGUGCGCCACGGCCGCGUUCCGGGUUGAGGACGGGCCGAAGCAGGGGUGAACAGGGCUGCUGGAGGUGAAGGAGAGAGGUGAAGAGGAGGAGGUGUUUGUUAUUUAGGUGGUGGUAGCUUUCUGGUUGUGUUAAAAGGAGGAGUAAGAAGAGUAAGAGUAAGAAAGCAAGGCUUUGUGGUGGUCUCUUUUUGGAGAUGGUGGCAUGGCAUGCUCCCUGGAUGCUGAUGCUGAUGCUGAGAGGUGUUUGUUAUUAAGUACUCCAGUAGUAAGAUGUAAAAAGACUAUGGCAUGGUUGCAUGUGAGGAUUGGAUGCAUGUUGGUGUAAAAACCUGGUGACUUUGUUGGUACCUUACCUGAAAGUCUGUCUGUGUUGUCUGGUUGAA